GUUGAAUCGUUUUAUCUGUCUGUGUGUGUGUGUGUGUGUGUGUGUAUGUGGGCACUUGUCGUCUGUUUGUGAAUGUGAGAGUGUAUCGGUGCAUAUAUGUUUACGUGCAUAGGUCGUCCGAAUAGAGAUAAUCAGCAGCAUACGAACGAUCCGGAAUUGGACAUAUAUGGACCGAACCUAAGAUCUUCGGAAGAACGUAGUAUGUCAGCUAUACCGAGUACUUCUACCAAUGAAUAUAAACCCGAUGUUGCCGCGUUGAAUCCGAUGCACCCGAUAGAGGGUAGAGCGUCGGAAACGAUACAUCAACCCAAUUUGUCCGAUCCACAAUGGACGGCCCAGCAGCUAGGCUGGCAGCAGUAUGGGAUGCAACAGCUCCCUGCACAGCCGGCUGUACCGUCACAAACUCAGGUGGAGCUGCUGGAACAACAGGACGGUCGCGUAUAUGAUCCACUUGCAACAGUAGCUCCGCGUCAACCGCAACAAUAUCCAGAGCCGUUGCAGCAACUGAAUCAGCCGCUAACGGCUGGGUCGUCACAACAUCAGGCGGGUCAGCAGGACGAGCGUGUAUAUGCUCCCUAUACAACAGCACUUCCACAUCAAGAGCCUGACUAUCAGGAACCGUCUCAGCAACAUCAGCAGCCGCAACCAUCUGAUAGCCGUCAAGAUGCGCAGGCACAAUAUAUGUUGGACCAGUUGCCACAACAAGACGAGCGGGUACAUGCUCCGCUGACAACAGCAACUGAGUCGUCACAACAGGAUCGGAUUACAGAGUAUCCGAUUGUAACGGGAACGUCGUAUCAGUUUGAGUAUCCACGUGAAUGGCACGAACAGUACUACAGACGUCAAGAUCCGGUGCCAACCGUUCAGGUACAACAUCAGGUAGUUCGGCUACCACAACCAGACCAGUGUGGAAACUCUACCAUUUCAACCGCUUCUCUUCCUCAUCAACAGCAGCUCCAACAACGCUACGAGAAACGGCCAGAACGGCCGCCAUCCGUGCAUGCACGUUUUCAGGUGGUGCGAGUGCCACAGCAGGACGAAGAUGGAUACUCUCCCAUUUCAACAGAUUCGCUCCCGCCUCAACAGGAAGAGUAUCCACAACAGUUGCAGCAACAAGCUAGUCCCGCAGAACGGCAAUCAACUACGCAGCAGCACGAUAGACGGUCGGGACGGAGUUCUUCGGUACGGGAACAAUAUAUGCUGGUUCGGAUGCCAGAGGAGAACGAGCGUUCCCAUGAACCGCAUGCAACAGUAAUGCAGUCGUCAGAACAGGACAUGCGAUAUCCAAUGGAAUCAGUACUGCCGGGUCAACAGCAAGCGUUGCAGCAACAUCAUCAGACGCAUAAGCGAGAUAGUCAGCCGGAGCAAGCGCCACAGCAAGCGAAACGGCAGCCACCACCACCACCACGGAACGAAAAUGUUCGGCUUACCGCAGCAGUUCCGCCGUUACGGGUAGACUAUCAACAGUACACUGGACGUCCGUCUGCAGCGCAGCAGCAGAUGGAACGGCCGGACCAACAACAGCAGCGCUCUGGUCAGAUACAAUAUCCUGUGGAACAUUCAACCCCUGGACAACGGCAGUCCGCCCCGCGGCUACGUCAGAUUGAGUGGAUGCGCGAACAGCCAAUGGGGCGACCGUACCUAUAUACCCCACAUCCCAAUGUGCUCGGGCAGUUGGGAAAUAUUUAUGGGAGCACAACAUCGCUUGGCGGUACUAACUGUGGGUCAUCCAAUUCGUCAUCAACAAGAUCGUCAAUAAACGUUGAGAACCGGAGUCCGGAGAUAUCAGACGAUGAAGAGGAACAGGAGUAUGAAGAAACCGAUCUACACCCUACACAAGAAGUGCAGCAGGUUUUACCACAACAGCCUCCUCCGCAUUUUCACCUACAGCAACUACAGCAACCCGUCCAACACCAAGAACAACAAACGCAACAGCAGGUGCCUGUGCAGCAGUUGUAUGUUCCGCAAUUUCAGCUUGUGCAACAACACCAGCCUCAAUUGUUUCAACAAAACUUGCAGCUGCCUCAGCUGCCUCAGCUGCCUCAGCUACCUCAGCUGUCUCAGCUGCCUCAGGUACCUCAGCUGCCUCAGCUACCUCAGCUACCUCAGCUGCCUCAGCUUCCUCAGCAACAACCGCAACAAUGUCAGCCAGCCUUGCCGCAAACACAGUGGGAAAUAAUAAAUCCUCCCGAUAAUAGUGCAUACAAUGGUCUGACACCCGUCAGGCCGUCCUUUUCAAGCUCUGCCAUCCCGGACUGGAGGUUUAUAAAUUUCUACGACUUGCCUCCACUUCCUUCUGCACCGUUGCAGCAGCAGCAACAGCAGCCUCCACAAUCCGGUAGCCUGCCCCUAAUUCCACCCGCAACAGUGGAGAAUAUCUUCUCAGCAACAGAGCCGGAGCGUGUACAACCAGCGUAUAGUGGUGUGGCAGCUACCAACUUCUUCAACUGGGACUACCGUACCGCUAGUUUGUCGCUGUCCAUGUCCAGCCCAUCGUUGGGACAAGGAACAUCGGAUGCGUACGGAGGACAACUGCCGCAAACGAGCACGACCGUGCUGCCGAUUCCACAGUCCGUGACCUGGAACCAACAGCAAAACUACCAGCACAGUUCACACUUGAGCCAGUUCUGGCACCAAGUAACGACGAAUCGUAUGAUGGACACGAAGAAUCGCUCUUGGGAUUAUUCACGCAUAAUGGCACCAUCAUCAUCCGGUGGCUACCCUACGACGAUGCCAAAUGAACCUCCCGCACAUAUCGCACCAAGCUACUCGCCCAGCGGAACAUUUUCCCAACGGGUCACGUCACCAUACCCACAUGCUUCCACACAAACAUUAUCGACGAGCAUCGGCAGACUUUCGCCAUCGCAUUCCAACCCGGAGGUUGGUGAGGUGCAACCGGAUCCCGCCGACAUACCGACUGUCGAACCAAGCGAUACCCCAUUGCCUGUCGAAACGCGUGCUGUCACACCGAAUUUUGAAAUGCUUCCAAACGACGCUACUCCCAGAUGGAGCGGGAUUGCUACGCACGAGAAUGAAACACCCGUGGCCAGGGGAAACCGUCCGAUACCAGGACCAUAUACACCAUUUAUCAGUACUCGCCGAAUUCCAACGCCCAAUAUCCCAUUGCCUGGCGAAGAUGAGCCCAGUACAUUGUCCACUAGCCCUCUCAAUAUGUGCAUCACUCGCGUUAUCAUCACCAAUACAACCACCGCCACCACCACCACGACAACGUUCUCUACCAGCGGCAUCACCACGAUAUCCUCCACCAGUGCCAUCACCAACACGACCUCCACCAUGACGGACUGGGCACAAUCGCGAGACCAGCGCAGCACACCUCAGCAUCAGGUCGCACUCAAUGCGAUGGGUAGUCUUACGCGACAUGAAGUGUUAUCACCUAUUCUGCCGUAUCCUUCAAACGCAUCCUGGACACCUACACGGAUUGCCGCACUGGAUAGGGAGAUUGAUGCUUUUAUAGUGUCGAUGCCACAAUCAGAACAGUCAGAUGCAGCCAGAGACUGCGCUAUAGCUGGAACUCGGUCACUGCAAAACAUAAUGCGCCAGUGGCAGACAGAAUUGACUGAACAAGAUCCACACCGAUCGAUGCCAUCGACGUCACUGGAGCCAUCAGAACACGAGCGUUGGCGUAGAGCACGAGCGCCUCAGCGAUCGAACCGGCGAUCAUCAUCACCGGAAUACUUAUCCUCGGAUUCGGUUACUGACAGAGAGGUUGAGACGGACGCUAGCAGCGACAAAUCUAAUAACGAGAGGUCUACUGAUGAGGAGGUAGUGAUGGAAACGGAAGCGGUGGAGCGUCGGGCAGCUAAAAAGCAACGACGGCGGCACCGGAAGCAGCUCCAGCGAAAGCAACAAACCAAAACAUCCGGCAGUCUUCAAACGUCAACAACUCGCAAACCAUUACCAAGUCAUGCGCGACGUUCUUCUGUGGCAAAAACACGUACCCUGCAGCUAACUCCGUCGGCAACACAUAUUGUGUCCACCAGGGUACUAUCGAGAUCCGCGCAAAAUCCAACGAAUCAACCAUCCACCAGUACACAGAAACGAUUCUCUAGAAACAAAUACCCGCACGAUUCCGCGUGUAACUGCGGAAUGGCAAGCAACGCGAAUGAACGGGAGGCAUCGCAGCGAGCGACGAAGGAUCGUUCGGUACUAUCGAAGCAGCAACCUCAUGCGUCCAGAGUGCCGGAUGCAAUUCCUGGGCCCAGUGGGCUGAACACACGUGCUGCGCAGCCUACUGCGUCCCUUGAAACAAGUGACGAAGAUAGCGAUGUAAUCGCGGUGGAAGUUAUGCGCGAGGUUAUUUACAUCGACUCAGAUGAUGAUGAGCAUGACGACUGCAAGAAGAAGGAUCGCGAAGAAACGUUGCGUCCUCGUCCACCAACACAGCCAUCGACGGAGCACCAGCCAUCGGGCAUAAAGCGUGGCCAUCAACGUGUAGCAAAGAAACAAAAGAAACGAUCAUCCGGCAGGAACCGAACGAAUCCUGUUCCACCAAACACACCGCGAUCUGGUAGUAGUGAGGUAAGCCCAGGACCAUCACAGGCACCAAACACAUCAGCAUCAGCCAGUCGCAAUGUGGGCCCCAAACUGUCGCAGUUACCUUCGACACAGCCGUCAGGUACAGGCGAUGCGGGCCAUGGACUGCUGUUGCAGACAUUACCGGCAAGAACAGCGAGCACAAGUCAGGUGGGCUCCGGUCCAGCGAACAGACAAUUCAUCACUACUCGGAUGUUCUCCAGACCAUCGCAGGCACCAACUAUCAUUACAUCAUCAAGCACCAGGUCCGUGGGCUCCGAACCAUCGCAGAUACCAGCUGCAAGACCAGCAAGCACUAUGCCGGUAGUCUCCGAACCAUCCCGAAUACCUCCGAAAUGUGUAGUGCCGCAGAAACCAAAGCCAAGACCAACGAGCGCGAGUCAGGCACGCCCCGAAUCAUCCUACAUACCUACGAGACAAUCUUCCUUCACUACUCGGGUGGUUUCUGGAAUACCCAAAACAUCAAAUACAAACACAACAAACACAAGUCAGGUGGAACGGAAACCAUCGCCGAUACCUAGUUCGUCAGGCGCUGGACCAUCGCAGACACCAAAGGCAAGACUGACAAAUUUGUACCUGGUGAGCCCCAAACCAGCGCAGACAUCUACGUACAACCAAACCGCCAACAAUAGUGCGCUAGGCCCGGUACCUUCUUUGCAAACCUCCAUCACCAUUCCGGUGAGUGCUGGACCAUCGCAGACAUCAACGGCAGCGCAGCCAUCAUCAAGCAAUAGUCAGGCGAGCCUCGACGCAUCGAAGACACCGGCUAAGCAAAACACCAUCGUUAUUAAGGUGGCUUCAGCCCAAACAUCAAAUGUGUUGAUGAAACCAGUGCCACCACCGCGGGCGACUACUGUGCAGAUGCCUCGCAUACUACAGGUACCAAUGUUACAAUCCGUAAGCUUCACUCAGUUGAUGCGUGGCAUACCGCAGACACCGACGACGCAACGCUCCAGCACCAGUCUGGUACGCCCGGACCCACCACCGAAUUCGUCCAGCCACACGCUCUCCAUCACUACCCAGGAGAGUUCACGUGUAAUACAGCUAGUGCAAUCGGCAAGCUUACCUCAACUGGCACGCGCCCCAUCACAGACACCGAGCAAUCAACCCGCCUUCACUAUUAAGGUGCUUCCCUUGCCAACACAGAAUCCGGCAAAUCAAUCCUCCAGCUCUAGUCUGGUGAGCCUAACGCAGAACCGGACAACGUCACACUCCAGCAUUAGGCAGAUGGGCUCCGGAUCAUCGCAGCCCUCGCCUUCACGCAUUAAUGAGGUACCGUCCACCGUUGCUACAGAAGAUAUCAGCAGUUCCGAUAGCUUCGAAGCCAGCCCAAACGUUGACAAACCCCGGUCAACGGAGGAACAGGAGCAGUGUUCGCCGAACGACAUGGAGUGUCUUGCGACGUGUUUUUGCAUACUUUAAAGCCGGUUAACAAGAGUGUGCUUGUGUUUUUGUCUCCUUUUUCUAUCUCUUUAAAAACAAAAAUUAAAGAAAAAAAGAGAGAGGGAUAAUAAAUAGAUAAAAAAAACAACAUUUUAUCAUGUUAUGGCUCGCAAAUCUUAAAAAAAAAUCCAUCCACAGUUCGUACAGGUAUUUCAAAAUAAGGGAUAGUUUUGUUUUAUUAUGAUAUUUGACACCUGCCACCAUUAUCACACCAGCAUCACACGGGAAUCGAGCAUGAUUCGCCCAUUGUACCGUUCUAUUGUGUUUCGAUAAGUAGCAAAUCACCAAACGGGAAUUGUGCGAGUCGUGUGUCAAACGGUGCUGCAAUCGCUAGUAAAUGGCCAUUUUGAAUUGCCUAACACACACACACACACAGAAACAUGCAACUUGCAUAUUAUAAAAAGCAACAUCAAAAAAUAAAAAUGAAUGGUUUUGUCUCUAGUAGAUAAAGUGACAGUUGCUGUUCGUUGUGGGUGUAAAUAUGUCAAAUGAUAGUUUGUUAGCAAACAAAUCAGUUUUGUUGAUCAUUCCGAUGCAAGUAGAAGCAGCUAGGGAUAGGGAGAGUGGUGAGGAGUAACCAAACACACACACUACUGUCAGUUCGAGUGCCCGAUCCAGUGUUCAGUUUGACAGUCGGUCGGUGUCGACGUUACUGUAUCCUGCUGCCGGUUUUGGACGGCACGGGUCGGAUUUAUUAUCUGCGAACUUACGAUUAACGAGCUACCACCACCAACAACAAUACGCCAUUGGCAGCGAUUGUGGUGUGUGUGCUCGGAUCUUGGAUGCAGUUACGUCCAGCUGCUGCACAGCAAGAUCGUGUUGGGUGCGUCAGUCGCAACCGCUCGAACAGCUGUGACACAGAAGAAGAACAAAAACACACACACAAACCGGUGUGUGGCAUAGAAGAGAAAUGGCGGGAUAACAGACAGUGCUGAUAUGGGGAAGCGCGGCUCUGCGCAAGUGUUUUUAACUUACGAGAUAGCUCCACUGCGAGUGUGUGUGGAUGUGUGAGAAAGGGAGCUAGCGAGCGAGAAGGAAGUGUUCUGUUUUGUUUUGGAUGUCUAGCUAUUGUAGGUUCUCCCCAUAGGCUCGACCUCGUUGCUGAUAGUAAUGGAGCAUAUUAUCAAUAGCUUUUUCACCAGGAAGACUCACUUCCUAGUCAUUGUGCGAGGGUGUACGAGGGUACUACUUUUAUCGAGAUAGAAAACGAAACAUACACACACACACACACAC
Messenger RNA from Anopheles stephensi (Asian malaria mosquito), 7230 nucleotides. RefSeq names its product mucin-5AC-like. Lineage: Eukaryota; Metazoa; Arthropoda; Insecta; Diptera; Culicidae. The transcript has 5 exons. The record is from RefSeq and is a predicted model, not a curated record. The coding region runs from base 97 to 5976 and encodes 1959 amino acids.